Molecule: messenger RNA, 6338 nt
Organism: Betta splendens (Siamese fighting fish)
Lineage: Eukaryota; Metazoa; Chordata; Actinopteri; Anabantiformes; Osphronemidae
Product: adhesion G protein-coupled receptor B1-like
Exons: 32
Coding region: 694-5277 (1527 amino acids)
Biological process (GO): engulfment of apoptotic cell; cell surface receptor signaling pathway; negative regulation of angiogenesis
Cellular component (GO): dendrite; plasma membrane; postsynaptic density
Molecular function (GO): G protein-coupled receptor activity
Source: RefSeq, a predicted model, not a curated record
GAGCAGGCCACACGCUACACUGAGAUUGGACCCACUUGCAGUGCAAACCACAAGCAAGAAGACUCCGAAGCCGGGAGUAGAAGUACCAACAUUUAUCUUGGAGCUUAGAGAGAAAAGACGAGCGACAGUUUGGUUCUACGGAUUGUCCGCUGGAGCUCCGACGCAAGCCAAUUUGUCACUUCGCUAUACGCCAGUUUCUCUGGAUAUAGCAGCUAAACAAAGUUGGUAGUAAACUCUUUGGAGUUUGGUUAGAGUCACUUUUUAAAUUCUUUGCUUGUGAGAGUGGACUGCACUGAAACUUGGGAUCGACCCGCCUCGGGUCGGGCUCGGACCUGGCGCAUCCUUUCCGCGGCUUUGAAGUCUGCGAAAGUUUUGGCCAGAACGCAGAUCUGAAGACAGCGAGUCGAGUCGAGUCAGACAGCAGCUGCUACCCGAGCCCUUCUCCGAGACACCCGGAUAGAGACCGGAUAGAGAGCCGCUGACGACGCUUAUCGCUUAUCGAGCUCCCUCACUGACACAGACAUCAAACAUCGUCUGAUGCGCGAAAACCUAUUGAUCCAUCGAAGUCUCAGAGAGGUUGUGAAGAUAAGUCCGAAGAUCUGCAACAAGUGCAGUUAACUUGCAACAAAGAAGUCGAAGAACCCGGUGAAGGUAGAAUUCACAGAGCAUUCCCCGUCCUCCACGGCCGACCCGAUGGCGCGGUCAGCUCUUAGCGGGCCCUGCGUGGCCCUCGCCCUGCUCUUCUUCGGUUUGACCUCCUGCACCCCCUCCGGCCCGGCCUCCGCCACCUGCGCCACCCUGGAGCAGAGCCGCUUCUUCGGCGUCUUCUCCUCCGCGACCACCCUGCCCUCCACGCCGUGCUCCUGGACGCUGCAGAACCCCGACCCCCGCCGCUACACUGUCUACAUGAAGAUCACCAAGCCCACCGACUCCUGCGUGCCCCGCCAGAUCCGCACCUUCCAGUUCGACUCCUUCAUCGAGACCUCCCGCACCUACCUGGGCAUGGAGAGCUUCGACGAGGUGGUCCGGCUGUGCGACGCUUCCACCAACGUCACCUACCUGGAGUCCACCAAGCAGUUCCUGCAGAUGCGCAGGGUGGCGCCCAGAAAUGGCCUGGCCGUAGCGGGUGGCGAGAACGACGUCAACGAGUUCAAGGCCGAGUUUCUGGUCGUGGGGAAGAGGAACCCGAGCAUGCCCGCCUGCCAGAUGCUGUGCCAGUGGUUGGACAAGUGCCUGUCCAGUAGCACCCACGAUUACCCCUGCGGCAUCAUGAACACCCCCUGCCAGUGCUGGGAGGCCCCGAAGAGGAAGCCGGGAAGCUGCUACAGGGGCGGGGUCUACGUCGAGAAGUGCCUUCCUGUGCCCAGGGACAGCGAACGUGACGCUGAGAUCAUCAAGGGCUGGUCCGGGUGGGGACGCUGGUCCGUGUGCAGCCAGGAAUGCGGCGGUGGAGUCCAGGUGCGCAGCCGGACCUGCCAGCCUGAGGGCAACGUGUGCAACGGCACCGUGGAAGAAGGCCGAGCCUGCAACCCCCAGCCCUGCAUCGGCAAAGGAGCAGCAGCCAGGAGUCAGGGCCUGCGCGCCAUCAUCGGCAUGAGGCGAGACAGCAUCGAAGAGUCCAACCACGGCGUUGUUGCGACCCAAACAGACGCUAGGAGCGACGAGUGGUCCUCCUGGAGCGCCUGCUCCGUCACCUGCGGCGAGGGCUGGCAGAGCCGCACCCGCGUCUGCGCCACCGCCUCCAUCAGCACCCAGUGCACCGGACCCCUGCGAGAGAACCGGCCCUGCAACAACACGCUGGUCUGCCCCGUGGAUGGCGCCUGGGACGAGUGGACCCCCUGGAGCCUGUGCUCAUCCACCUGCGGCCGUGGCUACCGCGACCGCACCCGCACCUACAAGCAGCCUCAGAACGGAGGAAAGGAGUCUCACGGCCCCACGAGGCAAACCAAGUUCUGCAACAUCGCCGUGUGCCCAGUGGACGGAUCCUGGAACGAGUGGUCCGCCUGGAGCCCCUGCUCCACCACCUGCUCCAACGGCACCAUGCAGAGAACGCGGGAGUGCAACGGCCCCUCCUACGGCGGCUCCGAGUGCCACGGCGGCUGGAAGGAGACGGCCAACUGCUUCCUGAAAGAUUGUCCCGUUGACGGACGCUGGCAUUCGUGGAGCGCCUGGGGCGGCUGCAGCAAGACGUGCGGUGGCGGCGUCCAGCAGAGGCAGAGGGCGUGCGAGGGGCCUUUCUUUGGCGGAGACCCCUGCCCCGGUGACAAGGGAGAGCAGAGGCGCUGCAAUGAGAAAAGAUGUCCUGAGCCCCAUGAGAUCUGCCCUGAGCAGAGCACCGGAGACGUGGUGUGGAAGAGGACCCCCGCCGGAGACAUGGCCGCCAUCGCCUGCCCCGCCGACGCCUCCGGCCUGAUCCUGCGCCGCUGCACUCUGGACGCCGUGGGCCUCGCCUCCUGGGAGAGCCCCACGCACGUCAAGUGCGUCUCCAGGAGCUACGAGGCCAUUCGCACGCUGUCGAGGGACUACAUCGCCAAGGCGCAGAUGGGCCAGAGUGUGGACGGACUCGCCGAGGUGAUUUCACGGCUGAGGUUCACGUCAGACGAGGGAGCCAGGUACAGCGGGGACCUUCUGGCCGCCAUGGAAACGCUGAAGAACACCACCGAGCUGUUCAAGGGAACCAGGCUGAGACUGAGCAACGCCGACGUGGAGAACUACGUCCAGACCGUGAGCAACUUACUGAAGGAGGAGCAUCGUGACAAAUGGGAAGAGGCACAGAUGAUGGGCCCCAGCAUCAAGGAGUUCCUUCACCUGGUUGAGGAGUUUGUGAACGUGAUCGGGACCCAAAUGAGCGGCUUCCAGGACAUUUACGAGGUCACCGAGAACUUAGUGCUGAGCAUCCACAAGCGCCCGACGACCACCAGCUCCAACUUCACCUUCCCCGUGAAGGGCUGGAGGGGCAUGCUGGACUGGGUCCGUACGUCUGAGGAGAAGAUCUCGGUGUCUCGCGAUGCUCUGGCCCUGGAGCCGUCAGAUGCCAACGACGCGUUUGUGACCGGCAUCGUCCUCUACAGGAACCUUGGCUCCAUUCUCUCCCUCCAGAGCAACACGUCCCUGCUCAACUCCAAGGUGGUGACAGUGAUCGUCAAGCCCACCCCAGCCCUCCUGUCAUCGCCCGUUGAGAUCGAGUUCCCCCACCUCCACAACGGCACCAUGAACGAGACCUGCCUCUCGUGGGACGAGAGCGAAACUUCCUCGCUGCUCGGCUCGUGGUCUGCUCGCAGCUGCAGAGCGGUGCCCGUUCAUUCGCACAGGACCAAAUGCGUGUGUGACAGCCUCUCCACCUUCGCCAUCUUAGCGCGCAUCAACUUCGACUCGAUCAUGGACAAGGCCCUGCUCCCGUCCGUCACCCUCAUCGUUGGCUGCGGGGUCUCCUCUCUCACCCUGCUGCUCCUCAUCAUCAUCUACGUGUCGGUGUGGAAGUACAUCCGCUCUGAGCGCUCCGUGAUCCUCAUCAACUUCUGCCUCUCCAUCAUCUGCUCCAAUGCCCUCAUUCUGGUCGGACAAACCCAGGCCCGUAACAAGGUGGUGUGCACGCUGGUGGCUGCUUUCCUGCACUUCUUCUUCCUCUCCUCCUUCUGCUGGGUGCUGACAGAAGCUUGGCAGUCCUACAUGGCUGUCACUGGUCGUCUGCGCAACCGCAUCAUCCGCAAGCGUUUCCUGUGCCUGGGUUGGGGGCUCCCUGCGCUGGUGGUGGCUGUGUCUGUGGGCUUCACAAAGGCGAAGGGAUACGGCACCGUCAACUACUGCUGGCUCUCUCUUGAGGGUGGACUCCUCUACUCCUUCGUCGGCCCCGCUGCAGCCGUUGUGCUGGUGAAUAUGGUCAUUGGGAUUCUAGUGUUCAACAAGCUGGUAUCCAAGGACGGCAUCACCGACGUGAAGCUGAAGGAGCGAGCUGGGGCGUCUCUGUGGAGCUCCUGCGUGGUCCUGCCUCUCCUGGCCCUCACCUGGAUGUCUGCUGUCCUGGCCAUCACAGACCGCCGCUCGGCCCUGUUCCAGAUCCUCUUCGCCGUCUUCGACUCCCUGGAGGGCUUCAUCAUCGUCAUGGUUCACUGCAUCCUGCGUAGAGAGGUUCAAGAAGCUGUAAAGUGCAGAGUAGUCGACCGCAAGGACGACGGCAAUGGAGACUCUGGCAGUUCUCAUCACAACGGCCACACCCAGCAUAUGCAGUCUGAUAAUGAAAAGGACGGAGAUUCAAGCAGACAAGGAAUGAAGAGCUCGUCUGAAGAGAAGAUGCCUCCUCCUCAGCUGCCGCUCCCCAUGGGCUCCAACUUCCACACGCUGCCCUCCAACCCCAACAAAGGCCACAUGCAGGCGGUCCCCGAGUAUUCCAGCCACACCCUCACCCUGAAGCGAGAGAAGAGCCGCCUGGCCGGAGGAGUGGACCCCACCUGCGGGAAGCCGGUGUACGUGUGCGAGGGGGAGCUUUUCAAGCAGCUGGACGCCGACCUGGCGCGGGUCCAGGCGGAGGGCAGCAUGUCUGACGGCAGCGGCUACGUCCUCAUGCCCAACACCACCUCCACGCUGAGGUCCAAGCCCAAAGACGACCCCACCAAAUACAACAUCAGCGUGGAGCAGCUGCCGCAGGCCAGGCUCAUGCACCUCGGCGGGCCCUUCGCCGAGCCGCAGGCCGCCUUCGGCAUCAAGAGCCUCCCCCCCGACCAGGUCAGCGUCUCGUACUCGGAGAGGGACUCGCCCAUCCAGAACAUCCACAACAUGUCGAGCGAGUCGCACAUCACCCACAGCAGCCUGGAGAACACCUUCGAGUCCAUGAACUCCAUGAUGUCCAAGAGCGAGACCAUCUCCACGCUGUCCAUGAGCUCACUGGAGAGGCAGAAAUCCCGUUAUGCUGAGUUGGAUUUCGAGAAAAUAAUGCACACCAAGAAACGCCACCAGAACAUGUUCCAGGACCUGAACAGGAAGCUACAUCACGCUGAGAAGGACCGAGAGUCUCCUGCGUCCGACAGCAAGUCUGUGAGAUGGAGUGUGUCUUCAGGAGGAAGUGACAAAACGAAUCACAGCGACAAGCAGCAGCCUCCUAUGGAGAGGUCCUGGGAGGGAGUCCGGGGAAUCCCGCAGUCGCCCCCUGCAUGGGUGCGCAAGGACCUGGAGCCCCUAGCUGCCUCGCCUCUGGAGCUGCACUCUGUGGAAUGGGAGAAGACCAGCACCACCAUCCCACUGGUGGGACAGGACAUUAUCGACCUGCAGACAGAGGUCUGAGGGGGAGGAAGGAGGCUGGAGAAGCCACCUGAUUUCACCUCGGUCACCGUUUUGGUUUGGGAAUGGGAUCCUUUACGGAUAGAGUAGAGGAAUCCAGGAAAGGGAGGAAGUAGGUCCCAGAAUCAAAGUCUUCAAACCCUCAGUCAGAUCAGGAAGGAGGAGAGGGAGGUGGGAGUGGGAGUGGGGGCGCUGGGAUGUUUAAUGUAGCUUCUCUGCCUGGACUUUGAGCAUCUCGUGUCCGAGUGCUCUGACUGGCGAAGGGUGGGGGGGUGGAGCGCGUGGUUUCCAUGGACCGGGACUGGCUGUGGUCCCAUUAACGCUCCACCGGGUGUUCCCGAACCCUUCAGCCCGCGUUCAGAAGAUGUGGUCGACAUGUCCGUGCUUCUUUUUUCCUUCAACUCAGCUGGGGAGAAAAACGAACUGAUAUUUGAACUCCGCACGCUCCCUGCUUCCCGGGAGGCGCACACGAACUCUUGGCCGCUCCGCUUCGAGCCAAGUUACCUUCCACAAAGAGGCGCAAUUUCAUGCUUGGAGUCCAACACGCUGCGUUUUGGUAGAUGGGCACACAAUCAUUUUUGUUUUAGUGCCGUGGGUGGUUUUAUUUUACUUAUCAGCUUGUGUGUUUAUUUGUACCGCUUUAUAGCCAGAACUGCUUCGACAGAGCUGAAUAUUAGACUCCUACUGGAGAGCAAUCACGCUGAUAAUGCUUAUCACUGCUGGUACAUGAUUAUGAUUGCUAUUGUCGUUAUUUAAUUUAUAGCCUAUACUUUGAUUUUUCAUUCCCCUCAUGAGAGUCAGGCACAAGAAUUGUUCAUUGUGCUUCGACAGAAAACAAUGCAGUGCAUCUUUAAUGUGUUGUGAGCCCAUAUGGACUGCAUUGGGACAAACACGUUGAGUGGUGAUGGAGGUGUUGGUUAGUUGACCAACGUGCCCUGGUUUCUCCAGCUUUCCGCUUCGAAACCAAAACACCAGCGACAGGAUGAACAAAGACUCUCACACUGGAAGAGCAGUGCACCCUGGGAAAAAAACAAAAAAAGCAAAGCUGGGUGGACGUAGGGGGA